AUGUCAACUCCACCAACACCACCACAAUCGAAAGAAGAUGCGGAAUACAACAAGAUCUGCGAGGAACAUCAACACUUGAUACAAAUUACACUUCCCAAAGGCAAUGGAUGGAUGGUGCAACACCUCUGUAACUACAAUGGCUUCUGGUUGAACACCUAUAUCAUCAAAAACAUCUUACUUCUCAAUGCCUUCUUUAAACCUCGAUCUUCAGACAUCUUCUUGGCCUCGUUCAUGAAGUCUGGCACCACCUGGCUCAAAGCACUCAUGUUCUCCACCCUUAACCGCCACCGCUACACCUUCUCCGACCACCAUUUGCUCCGCCACCACCCACAAAGCACUUUCCCUUAUCUCGACAGCGAAUGCCAUCCCAUUGCUGAUUUCACCCACAUCCCUUCACCUCGACUCUUUGCCACCCACUACCCUCGCCUCCUCUUACCUUCGUCCAUGACUUCCUGUAAGUUUGUAUACGUGUGUAGGGACCCAAAAGAUGUGUUGAUUUCGAAAUGGCCUUUCGCCUGCAAAAUCAGAUCGAAAGAUCUGAUGCCUCUAACGUUUGAUGAAGCAUUUGAGCUUUUCAGUGAAGGAGUGUCGGAAUGCGGGCCGUACUGGGACCAUGUUUUAUCAUACUGGAAAGCAAGUUUGGAAUCUCCGGAUACGAUUCUGUUCUUGAAGUAUGAGGAAAUGAAGAGGCAGCCCGCGGUGGAGCUGAGAAAGUUGGCGGYGUUCAUGGGGAAACCGUUCACGGUGGAUGAAGAAGAGAACGGGGAAGUAGAGAAGAUUGUGGAGCUGUGUAGCUUUGAGAAGUUAAGUACUUUGGAGGUGAACAAAAAUGGUGUUGAAAAGCUUGGUAAGCUAGCGGUGGUGGAGAAGGCGGAUUUUUUCAGGAAAGGAGAGGUUGRAGAUUGGAAAAACCAUUUGAGUGAGGAGAUGAGACAACGUAUUGAUGGAAUUACUGAUGAGAAGUUGAAGGAUUCUGGGUUGAUUCUUGGUGCUAGGGUUUGAGUU
Molecule: messenger RNA, 1005 nt
Organism: Cynara cardunculus var. scolymus (artichoke)
Lineage: Eukaryota; Viridiplantae; Streptophyta; Magnoliopsida; Asterales; Asteraceae
Product: cytosolic sulfotransferase 5-like
Exons: 1
Coding region: 1-1002 (333 amino acids)
Biological process (GO): sulfation
Cellular component (GO): cytoplasm
Molecular function (GO): sulfotransferase activity
Source: RefSeq, a predicted model, not a curated record